Messenger RNA from Tachyglossus aculeatus (Australian echidna), 6345 nucleotides. RefSeq names its product nucleoporin 214 (gene NUP214). Gene Ontology annotation, cellular component: nuclear pore. NCBI's taxonomy places the organism in Eukaryota, Metazoa, Chordata, Mammalia, Monotremata, Tachyglossidae. Gene Ontology annotation, biological process: protein import into nucleus; RNA export from nucleus. The coding region runs from base 42 to 6215 and encodes 2057 amino acids. The record is from RefSeq and is a predicted model, not a curated record. Gene Ontology annotation, molecular function: protein binding; structural constituent of nuclear pore. The transcript has 36 exons.
CGCGGGGCCCGGAGGGGGAAAGGCGGGCUCGUCCCGGGGCCAUGGGCGACGACAUGGACGUGGUGGUCCCCGAGCGGGAGAUGAAGGAUUUUCAGUUCAGAGCACUGAAGAAGGUUAGACUCUUCGACUCCCCCGAUGAAUUGCCGAAAGAACGCUCCAGUCUUCUCGCUGUAUCCAACAAGUAUGGCUUGGUUUUUGCUGGGGGAGCGAGUGGGGUCCGGAUUUUCCGUACCAAAAAUCUUCUCAUUCAGAAUCAACCAGGGAAGGAUCCAAAUAAAAUUGUGGACGAUGUUGAAGGCACACUGAUUCCGAUGAAGUUUCCGGUGCACCACUUGGCGCUGAGCUGUGAUAAUCUCACCCUGUCCGUCUGCAUGAUGUCCAGCGAAUUUGGCUCUCUCAUCGCCUUCUUCGACGUCCGCACGUUCUGGAACGAGGCCAAGCAGCAGAAGCGCCCGUUUGCCCAUCACAAACUAGUGAGAGACGCGGGCGGGAUGGUGAUCGACAUGAAAUGGAACCCUACGGUCCCCUCCAUGGCGGCGGUGUGUCUGGCCGACGGCAGUAUCUCCGUCCUCGAAGUCACAGACACGGUGAAGGUGUGGGCGUCCUGCCCGUCGUCUGGGGCAGUUACGUCCGUGUGCUGGAGCCCAAAAGGAAAACAGCUGGCCGUAGGGAAGCAGAAUGGCACCGUUGUCCAGUAUCUACCUUCCUUGCAAGAGAAGAAAGUAAUUCCCUGUCCUCCGUUUUAUGAGGCAGACAAUCCGGUUAGAGUUCUGGAUGUGCUAUGGAUCGGUACUUACGUGUUCACGAUCGUGUAUGCGGCUGGAGACGGGACCCUGGAAACGCCACCCGAAGUGGUGCUGGCUGUUUUGCCUAAAAAAGAGGAGAAACGUCCAGAGAUGUUUGUGAACUUCAUGGAACCCUGCUAUGGCAGCUGCACGGAGAGACAACAUCAUUACUUCCUCAAUUAUAUUGAAGAAUGGGAUCUGGUGCUGGCAGCGUCGGCGGCUUCAACGGAAGUCAGCAUCCUCGCUCGACAGAGCGAUCAGACAACCUGGGAGUCUUGGCUUCUAGAAGACUCCAGCCGAGCAGAAUUGCCUGUGACAGAUAAGAGCGAUGACUCCUUACCUGUGGGCGUUGCCGUAGAUUACACCAGCCAAGUGGAAAUCCCCAUCAGUGAUGAAAAGACCCUUCCUCCCGCUCCAGUUCUCAUGUUGCUUUCAACAGAUGGUGUAUUAUGCCCAUUUUAUAUGAUCAAUCAAAACCCUGGGGUCCGUUGCCUCAUGAGGAUCCCAGAACCACUGCCAGUGGAAGGAGAGCGACAGCCCAGAUCACCAGGAAGUACAACCACAACGCCGACCUCCUCUCAGUCUUCUCUGAAGCCUGAAACUUCACCGGCUCUAGCUUCGGUUCCCGUCCCACCCUUAUCUCUUGUUUCUUCCACGCCCUCCUCUUCCUCCUGUCUUCCUCCGGCCACCGGAACCGCUGCCACCUUCACCUUCGCCUCUUCGACCUUGAAGUCAGGCAGCUCGAUGUCUGGCGAUCCCCCUCCGUACCCCUUCGCGUCAGACAGCACCAAGACAGCCCUGGGGUCCGUUUUAACCGGAGCCGCCGGAUUUUCUUUCGCCCCUCCUACAUCCAAGGCUCCGGUCCCCUCAGCCGCUCCCAUGGCAACGACUGCCUCCUCCUCCUCCUUCUCUUUUGGAGCUACUAGUUUUAAACCCACGCUGGAAAGCACCCCGGUGGCUAAUGUGUCUACCCCCAACGUGGGACUGAAGCAGCCUUUCCCACCUUCCGCUUCUGCCGUCAGCGUAAACCUUAGUGACAAGUUUGCCGCUGUGGAGGCGUCUACUGCCGUUGCCAACGCCCAGAGCAGCCCCUCAGUGUUGACGCUUUCCACCGCCUCAAAGUCGGCCCCGGGGGGUCCAGUCAGCCAUGGCACCCCUCUGACAGCUGCAGGGGUGCGCUCUGCUCAGAGCGGUCCUGUCACCUCAAUGGUACAGAAAGCUGCCAGAAUUACCCCUCCAUCUACAAAGCCAACUUCCACUCAGGGUAGAUCACCUCAACCUCCCGUUGCCACGGAAAAGCAAGUACAUCAGUGGAAGGAGUCAGAUCCAGUCAUGGCUGGAAUCAGAGAGGAGAUUGCUCACUUCCAGAAGGAGAUGGAAGAGCUGAAAACCCGAACUUCCAAAGCCUGCUUCCAGGUGGGAACUCCUGAGGAGAUGAAGCUGCUGCGGACGGAAUCGGACGACCUGCACACUUUCCUCUUGGAAAUCAAAGAGACCACGGAGUCCCUUCAUGGAGAUAUCAGCACCCUGAAGACCACGUUGCUGGAGGGGUUUGCGGGGGUAGAAGAGGCAAGAGAACAGAAUGAAAGGAACUGCGACUCUGGCUAUCUGCUUUUACUCUAUAAGAGACCUCUCGAUCCCAAGAGUGAGGCCCAGCUUCAGGAAAUUCGGCGCUUGCAUCAGUACGUGAAGUUUGCAGUCCAAGAUGUGAAUGAUGUUCUAGAUUUGGAGUGGGACCGAUAUCUGGAACAGAAAAAGAAGCAAAAACGCCUGCUCGUUCCAGAGCGAGAGACACUGUUCAAUACCCUGGCCAACAACCGGGAAAUCAUCAACCAGCAGAGGAAGCGGCUGAAUCAUCUAGUGGACAGUCUACAGCAGCUCCGCCUUUACAACCAAACUUCUCAGUGGAGCAUCCUGGGUGACACCUCCCCUCCCCACGGCAGCGCUCAGAGCUUUGACAGUGACCUCGAGAGCCUACGCAACAUUUUGCUGAAAACCACCUUGGACUCUCACACCAGGUCCCUGCCCAAAGCCCCAGCGAAACUGUCGUCCGUGAAACAGGCACAGCUGAGAAAUUUCUUGGCCAAGAGAAAGACACCGCCAGUCAGAUCCACUGCUCCAGCCAGUCUCUCCCGGUCAGCCUUCCUUUCUCAGAGGUAUUUUGAAGAUUUGGAUGAAGUAAGCUCCACAUCCUCCAUUUCCCAGUCCCUGGAAAACGAGGAUUCCCAGUCCUUGGACCAAGAUGAGGAAGUUCCUCCAGCGCCCAUCUCCCGCCAUGCUCCAGUGGUUCGCACUUCCUCCAUCCAACCCAGUCUGUUGACCCAGGCUCCCCCCUUUGCCAAACCCCACCCACCACUGAGCGCUUCUCUUAGUCUGAUGGGAGCUUUAACGCCUGCAUCUGCCAGCAAAAUUCCACAAGGGGCUGACAGCACGAUGCUGGCCACCAAAACGGUCAAACACGGGGCACCUGGUCCCUCGGUCACCAUCUCUGCCCCACAAGCAGCCGCCGCUGCAGCCCUGAGGCGACAGAUGGCCAACCAGCCUCCAGCUGUGAGCACCUCCUUGACUGAAUCAACUCUGAAGAACGUUCCUCAGGUGGUAAACGUGCAAGAAUUGAAGAGCAGCACCCAAACCCCGACGGCAGUGAUAGGAUCAUCAGUACCACACUCUGCAGCCAAAGUGAUCCACCAGGUGUUGGCUACAGUGGCUACAAACCAAGCUAAGCAGGGACCGUUAAUUAACUACCUGAAGCCUCAGCCCCCAUCUGGACCGGCAGGAACAUCAGGUAACACGAAGAUAGAUACAUCUGUGACCACUACCGCUUCUGCUGCUGGAUCAUUCAACAAGCCUUUCUCUUUCACUUCAGGAACCGGCUUUAAUUUUGGUGCCAUCACAUCAGCCACGGUUCCACCUCCCACCUUCACCGCCUCUCAAGUGACAGCACCCCCCGCGAAAGAGUCAAGCCAGCAUGACGCUUUCUCGUUUGGGGGAAGCGCAAAGCCUUUGUUUGAGAAUGUUCCUGAGGGUUCCUUAACCUCUGGGGCCAUGCCGGCAGCCAGCGCCACAGGAGGUGCCUUUAACUCUCCCGGCGGGGAGACACCUAAUAACAAACCGGCGGCCAGUGCCACCGUUGCCCCUUCACCGGUGACCGGCAAGCCAGAAGCCCCACCGUCCAAGCUGGGCGAGCAUCUCUUUCAGAGUUCUGUGGCCGGGGAGACACUGGGGAGCUUCUCGGGACUGAGGGUGGGGCAAGCAGACGAUAGCCCAAAGGCGACCGGUAAGGCCCCGGCCGUGAACUUGGCCGGUUCCCAGCCGGCCAAGACGUCGAGCGUACCCUCUGGAUUUAGCUUCGGUAGCAUGCCGCAGUUAGGGAAGCACGCAGAGCCCCCCGUGACCUCCGCCACGACCCCCGGCCCGGCGUCCUUGUCCGUCAGCCCGAGUGCCAGCGGUUCCUCCGGGGGUUUGUUUGGCAGCGUCCAGUUCACCAGCGUGGGGGCCUCCGGGGGGCUUAAUCUCGGAGGGGCUGCUUUGAGUGGCAACAAGCCCGCAUUUUCAUUUGGUAUCCAACAGACUGGCAGCACCACCCCCACGCCCAUGCCCACCCCCGCCCUCCUCCCACCGUCUUCCUCCACGCUGUCAUUCGGAAACCUCUUGAGCUUAGCGUCCACUCCCACCCUCCCCACGGCCUCGGGCAAAAGCGAGGCCGAGGGCAAGUUGCCGUCCUUGCCCGAGAAACCGAGUGACUGUGAAGCGCCAGCCCCGGAACCGUCCCUUCCAGCUCAGCAGUCGGCUCAACCAGCGCAACCUUCCGAUGUGGGCAAAGAGGAGCCGACCCGAUCCCAGCCUGCACUUGGCGACUCCAGCACCCCGACGUCUAGCUCGGCCGUGGCGGGGCCCGCGGCGGAGGCCGGUCCAGGAACCCCGGCGCUUGCCGACGCGAAGACGGAGGCGGCUCCUCCCGCCGUGUCCACCUCUCCGGCCCCGGAGCAGAGCGCGGCAACGGCCAGCGCGACCGCUUCGCCCCUCGCCCCGACUGCAGAAGCUACGGAGGCCUCCACGUCCUCCAGCGCUGUCUCCUCGUCCACCCAGAGCCCCGCUGUGGAGACCUCUGCAUUUGCGGCGACUUCGUCGGGUCCGUCCGUGUUCUCGCAGGCCUCCGGGGCCAGCCCUCCUGGCUCCGCCUUCGGUCAGCCAGCCGGCGACACAACCGCGGCCCCUCCUACCGUCCCCGCGUUUGACCAGCCGGCAGCGACCACCGCCUCCACCCCAGCUGCCGGCACAGGGUUCGGGAGCCCAGCGUUCGGCACCGCGACCACCGGGGGUUUCGGGCAGUCGGCCUUCGGACAGACCCCGGCGUUCGGUCAGCCGGCGAGCGGCUCUGCUAGUGGUUUUUCGUUUACCCAGAAUGCUUUUGGCUCGGUACCUGCCUUCGGCCAACCCGCCACGUCCACCCCGGCGUCGAGCAGCGGAAACGUCUUCGGUCCCUCCUCGAGCUCCAGCAGCGCCAGUUCCUUCUCUUUUGGACAAACGUCUGCCGGCAGCGGAGGCGGUCUCUUUGGGCAAAGCAAUCCUCCUACGUUCGGGCAGAGCGCCGGCUUCGGACAGGGGGCCUCCGUGUUCGGCAGUUCAGCCGCCGCCACCACCACUGCCUCAUCCUCUGGGUUCAGCUUUUGUCAGGCUUCAGGUUUUGGAUCCAGCAACACAGGUUCUGUGUUCGGACAAACAGCCAGCACCGGAGGCACAGUCUUCGGCCAGUCCUCCUCUUCCACCGGCGGCUUAUUUGGGUCUGGAAACACGGGAAGAGGGGGUGGUUUCUUCAGCGGUCUCGGAGGGAAACCCAGCCAGGACGCGGCCAACAAAAACCCAUUCAGUUCAGCCAGUGGCGCAUUUGGAUCUACAACCACCUCAAAUUCUUCUAAUCUGUUUGGAAACAGCGGGGCCAAGACCUUCGGAUUUGGCAGCUCAUCGUUUGGGGAGCAGAAACCCACCGGCACUUUCAGCUCCGGAGGCGGGAGCGUGGCAGCCCAGGGCUUUGGCUUCUCGAGUCCCUCCAAGACAGGUGGCUUCGGUGCUGCUCCAGUGUUCGGCAGCCCUCCGACUUUUGGGGGAUCCCCUGGGUUUGGAGGGGUGCCAGCAUUCGGUUCAGCCCCAGCCUUUACAAGCCCUCUGGGCUCGACGGGAGGCAAAGUGUUCGGCGAGGGUACCGAAGCCGCCAACGCCGGAGGAUUCGGGUUUGGCAGUAGCAGCAACACCACAUCAUUUGGCACCUUGGCAAGUCAGAACGCCCCCACAUUCGGAUCCCUGUCCCAGCAGACUCCCGGUUUCGGAACCCAGAACAGUGGAUUCACCAGCUUUGGGUCGAGCGGAACAGGGUUUGGCUUUGGAUCAUCCAAUUCGUCUGCCCCAGGAUUUGGCGGUUGGAGAAGCUGAAGAGAUGAACCCGUUUCCCUCGGUUCCCGUAGUUGUCGGCAUUCUCAGAUCCUCUUCCACCUCAAAUAUCAUAUCGGCCCUUUUUAAUGUACAUUUCCUCCUCUUUUCCCUUUUUAAAGUUGGCGAGUGC